Molecule: messenger RNA, 561 nt
Organism: Penicillium digitatum Pd1
Lineage: Eukaryota; Fungi; Ascomycota; Eurotiomycetes; Eurotiales; Aspergillaceae
Gene: rasB
Product: Ras small monomeric GTPase RasB
Biological process (GO): Ras protein signal transduction
Cellular component (GO): plasma membrane
Molecular function (GO): GTPase activity; GDP binding; GTP binding
Source: RefSeq, a predicted model, not a curated record
AUGCUCGAGGUGCUGGACACAGCGGGCCAGGAAGAAUAUACCGCACUAAGAGACCAGUGGAUCCGGGAUGGGGAGGGUUUCGUACUGGUGUACAGCAUCACCUCGCGCGCCUCCUUCUCCCGCAUCACAAAAUUUUACAACCAAAUUAAGAUGGUCAAGGAAUCGUCAAGCUCCGGUUCCCCCUCCGGUCCCAGCUAUUUGAACUCGCCCAUGAGCCCCUCAUCUGGUCCCGCAAUGCCCGUCCCCGUUAUGCUAGUCGGCAAUAAGAGCGACAAGGCUGUCGAGCGCGCAGUUUCAGCACAGGAAGGUCAAGCACUGGCCAAGGAGCUGGGCUGCGAGUUUGUCGAGGCAUCCGCGAAGAACUGCAUCAACGUGGAGAAGGCCUUCUACGACGUUGUUCGCAUGCUGCGCCAGCAGCGACAACAGGGGCGUGCCGCAGACCGUCGUCCGGCAGGCUUCGGAUCGGGCCACCGCGAUCGCGACGCAGGCCCCGAAUAUCCCAAGUCCUUCCGGCCCGACAAGUCGCGACAUCGCAGUCGGCUCCAGUGUACUAUCUUGUGA